GAAUUAUAAUUUUUGCUACAGGACAGUGUAAUUUUUGACUAUAGGACAGUGUUCAUUUAAAAUAUAAGUAAUGCUAGAGUUGUUAUCUAAAAUCGUUAACUUUAUAUCAGGAGGAGUUUUUGGGCAUGUCUUAGUGCAAAUUAAUAACCUUAAAAAAGAAGAUUUGCAAAAUCAUGUUGAUGAAGAGUCACAGUCAGAGAUUAAUGAUAAAAAUGAAAAUAUUUAUAGUUCAUUUGAAGGAGUAGUUACAAGUUACUUUAACAACCGUGGUUUAAUAAACAAUGAAAUAUAUUUUACACAGAAUGUUGUCUUGGGAAACGAGCAACCAAAAGUUGGAGACAAUGUAUCUGUUGAGGCAACACGUCUUCAUAGUGAUGGCGGUUGGAUAGCUAAAAGAGUUCAAAUUUUAAAUUUAUGGGGUUCAGUUUUUGAUGACAAUGCAAAUAAACCAGAAAAAGAACUAUAUGUUGGUUCAGUAACAUCAGUUGAUAAUAAUAAAGUUACACUUUUUGUAAAUUCAGAAUUUUAUUUAACUCCAAGAAAAUUUAAAAUUGGUUACAAACCCUUUAUUGGUGAUUGGGUGCAAAUUGAAGUAUGGAGGCAGUCAAUUGAAAGUAAUUUUUUAAUUUCUGACGAAAAUGUCAUAUGCGUUUCACCUUUAAGAGAAAAACGAGUCCAUGGAACUGUUACUGAAUUGCUCAGAGGUUAUGGAUUUAUAAAUGAAACUUUAUAUUUUUCAUUUUCUGUUUGUGAGCGUGGUGUUUAUUUAAAUAUUGGUGAUAGUGUUGUUGCAGAUAUUAUAGAAUCAAAGCAGCGACGGGAUGAGUGGAGAGCAACUUAUGUUUCACGCAAGGUUACUGUUAAAAAAAAUAUUGAAAAGAAUGAAAACUUAACAAAUAUAGAUAAUAAACCUAUAUCUGAUAUUUCUAUAAGUGAUGAUCUUAAUUUUGGCAGUAUACAAUUAAAUUGUAAACGUUCUAUUGAAAUAUCUAUAAGUAAUACAGGAAAAGAGGCAAGAAUUUUUUCAAAUAUUGAACAGUUUAAAAAAGUGCAAGGAUUUUUUUGCAAUCUAUCUCAAAAUAAAUCAGAUUCUGCUUUACAACCUGUACAAACAAUACUUCCUGAAGAAAGAAAACUGCUAAAUGUAGAAUUCACUCCACAAAACUUGGGAAAAGUGGAAAUUUUUCUUGUUUUCCACUUUGUUGGUUUUGAUGUUUCACACACAAUUGGAGCAAAUGUUGUUGAUCAGUUAGAAGAAGGUUUGAAGUGUAAAACACCUUUUGUAAAUCAACCAACAUUUUUUGGAAAAAAAAUCAACACACGGAGUAGUAAAUCAACACUUGUACCAGGACAGAAGCCUUUAAGAAAAACAAAAAUAUUUCUACCCAACAAGCUUGCACAAUAUCCUAUUCCUUCAUAUAUAAAAGAUUGUGUUUUAAAUUCAAGUGGAAACCUAGAAAAACUCAUACCUGAGAUAUCACAGCCACUGCACAUCAGCAAUUAUAGAAAAAAAUUCUCAAGCCUUCUUUAUAUAGAAGAAAUUCAUAAAGAUGAAGAAAUGAAAGAGUUUGACUUAGAGAUGGUAAUUUUGCGUCCUGCUGGAGAGUAUUUAUCAUUAAAUGUCCCUGGACUAGCUGAAGGUCGACCUUCACUUUUACUUGGGGAUAGAGUUAUUGUUUUUUUUCAUUCAAAAGGCCAGCAAUCUCCUAGUUAUGAAGGAUAUAUACACCAAGUGCGUGCAGAAGAUGUGUUGUUAAAGUUUAGUGAAGAGUUUCACAAUAUGUAUUGCAAUGAUGACUUGGAUGUUGAAUUUUAUUUUAAUAGAACACCAUUGAGAAGAUUUCAUCAAGCCAUUGAAUUUGCAAUUCAUCUUGGAGAAGAAGUUCUAUUUCCUGUUAAUGUUGAGAAGAAAUAUCCAUUAGUUGAUUUUUCAAAAACUGCUUUUAAACCUUUUAACAAAACAUUGAAUAAGCGACAAAUAGAUGCUGUUCAAAGAAUCGUUGCAGGUUGUGGACGGCCAUUGCCAUACAUUUUAUUUGGUCCUCCAGGAACUGGAAAAUCAGUGACAGUUGUAGAAUCAGUUCUACAGAUCUUUACAAAAAUCAAACACAGUAGAAUUCUUGUUUGUGCACCUUCCAACUCUGCUGCAGAUCUAAUUGUUGAAAGACUUCAUAACAGUGGUGUUUUAAACAAAAGUGAUAUGGUUCGGUUAUGUGCCUUUCAACGUAGUAUGCUAAAUCUUCCUGAAUGUAUUGUGCAAUAUUAUGUUAAUGAUUCUGAUAACAUAAGUUAUGCAAUUCGUCUUAGAAUCAUAGUAACAACAUGCAGCAUGGCUGGCUUCUUGUAUUCAUUUAAUUUAAAGUCUGGCCAUUUUACCCAUAUUUUUGUAGAUGAGGCUGGACAAGCAACAGAACCCGAAUGUUUGGUUCCAGUAGGUUUUGCUGCAGGUUGUGAUGAAUCACAAAUUGUAUUAGCAGGUGAUCCCUUUCAACUAGGUGCAGUACUUCGUUCAGAUGUUGCAAAUGAAUAUGGACUUGGAAUAUCUUACUUAGAGCGCUUGACUUUUUUAAAACUUUAUGAAAGAAAUGAAAAAGACUAUUUUGACGUUGGUGGGUAUAAUCCUCUUGUAAUUACAAAGUUGGUAAAUAAUUAUAGAUCCCAUGCUUCAUUGCUUCGUCUAUCUUCCAACAUAUUUUAUAAUCGUGAACUUAUACCAUGCGCUGAUGAAAGAAAAGUUAAUAAGUUUGUUGGGGCUUUUUUUCUUCCAAAUAAAGAAGUUCCUUUUGUUUUUCAUGGUGUCAGGGGAGAAGAUUUUCGAGAAGGAAAUAGUCCUUCUUAUUUUAAUCCUGCUGAAGCUGUGCAGGUACUUAAGUAUGUCCAAAUUAUCAUGGGCGAACAAUGUUUACAACAAGAUGAUAUUGGAAUUAUCACACCCUACAAAAAACAGGUGGAAAAAAUUCGCGCUCUAUUAGACCAGUUUGACCUUAACGAUAUUAAGGUUGGAUCAGUCGAAGAGUUUCAAGGACAGGAAAGAGAGUGCAUCAUUAUUUCUACAGUUCGUUCAAAAGAAGAUUUAGUUGAUUUUGACAUUCGUCAUAAUAUAGGUUUUCUUAGCAAUCCUAAACGUUUUAAUGUAGCUAUUACUCGAUCACAGUCACUGCUUAUUAUUGUUGGCAAUCCUAUUGUUCUUUGUUAUGAUGCACAUUGGUGUGCAAUGCUUCAGUAUGCAGUUAUUAAUAGUUGUUAUUGUGGUGUUGAUUUACCUUCUCUACAAAAUUCUCUUAUUCAGGAGAACUUUAAACAAGCAGCAUUGUUGCUUGGUAUUGAAUCGAAAAGACCUUUGUCCUCAAAUUUGUCGAAUGAAGUUACAGUUUCAUCUUCUAACAUUUCUAAUGAAAAUGAAGUUUUAUCCUCUGAUAGUUAUAAGCCCAAUGUAUCGUUUGGUUGUUCUAUUGAGCCAAUCCUGAAAAAACCUAUCUAUGUAGAGCCCAAAUUUGAAAAAUUAAAUGAUUCAAUAAACUCCGAAAUCCAGGAAUCUGGAAUCCAGCUACAUGAAUUUUCACCUGGAAAACGAUCUAAUGCUUUAUUACAAUCUAUUAAAAAAAAAAGUUGCUAAUUAUUAUGUUAAAAAUAUUUUAAGAUCAUUUGAAGUCACUAAUUAUAUUGAUUUUUAUAAUUUCAAAGUGUAAUACAUUGAUAAUUAUUAUGUUACAUUAAUAGUUUUUAUUUGCUAAUAUUAAAGUUUAGUUUAUAUUA
This is a messenger RNA of Hydra vulgaris (swiftwater hydra), 3756 nucleotides long. RefSeq lists its product as uncharacterized. Gene Ontology annotation, molecular function: helicase activity. Gene Ontology annotation, biological process: regulatory ncRNA-mediated post-transcriptional gene silencing. NCBI's taxonomy places the organism in Eukaryota, Metazoa, Cnidaria, Hydrozoa, Anthoathecata, Hydridae. Gene Ontology annotation, cellular component: P granule; cytosol. The record is from RefSeq and is a predicted model, not a curated record.